Messenger RNA from Saprolegnia parasitica CBS 223.65, 615 nucleotides. RefSeq lists its product as hypothetical. NCBI's taxonomy places the organism in Eukaryota, Oomycota, Saprolegniomycetes, Saprolegniales, Saprolegniaceae. The record is from RefSeq and is a predicted model, not a curated record. The coding region runs from base 1 to 615 and encodes 204 amino acids. The transcript has 2 exons.
AUGACACAUGCCAUCAGCACCGCGCUCUCGUCGAGCGGCGUCCGCAUGGAGCUCUCGCACUCAUGGAGCGCAGAACUCAGCACCUUGCUCCCGCUCAUCCUGUCGUACGCCGGGUCGGCCUCCGACAUCUACCGCAGCUCAGUCUAUGCGUGCAAGGAGUGGCUCGCAGCAGCUGACUCGAGCGAGUACUGGCUGGGCGUCGCCGCGUCGCUUCCCAACGGCAACGACACGUCACGUCUGGUCGCAACAGCCGCGUCGCCCAAGCGUUUCGUAAUUGACUAUCUUUUGGAGCAACUCAAGCUGGCGCAAUGGGAGGUCAACCCGAAUUUGGUGGUCGAGUACCGCGAUAACGCCAGCAACGACGUGACAAACCCCGAGGACCCACGCUACCGCAACCUCGUCGGCUCGCGUGCGCCACCUUGCAUCCAAAGCUGCUACGCAUCGACAUACUUUUAUUGCCGCCUUGGACAGACUAUUGCUCGACCGCCGCCGUCGCUGCCAUUUCUGCAGAUCCGGCUCUGCACAGCUCCGCGCUUUGAUCAAAACGUCGCCAAUGUCUCGGCCACAUACCUCGUGCAUCCCGUGCCCGACGCCACCGUCGUUCUCAACUACUAA